CAACUUGGAGUCUUGGACCUUAUACUUCAUUCUAGGAGCUGUAUCCACUAGUACUCUGCAGUCUGCACACCACACAGAAGUUAGUGAAUGACCAUGGGUGGUGCCACCGUGCGGUUGUUCACUCUGUUACCUCUUUUUCACCCUCGCCGCCCUUCUUCACUCCUCUUCCUUCGUAGCCUGGUCUCUCACAAGUCCUCCCUCUUUCUCUUCCCUCUACUAUCUCUUCCUCCCUCCCCCUUUCUCUCUCCUCCCAAAUGCUCUCACCAACUUCACACCCAAAUUCCAUCACUUAACUCAAUUUCAGGAUUUGAUUCUCAUCAUCCAUGGCCUGAGUUUACAGAUUUUGUUCAUUGGGUUUCUCGUUUGGGGUAUUCUAAUGCACCCCUUGAUGUUCAUCAGUUUGUGGAUGUUCAACUUUUGCCUCAGAAUUUUCUUCAGGAUGCUAAUGCUUCUUUGGCUUUCGCUCGAGAUCACCCCGCUUUGUUGUGGUCCCUUCCAAGGGAGGACAUAGAGGUGGUUGUUGAGAAUGGUUCGCCAUUUUUGUUUAUCAAUGCUUCUGCUGCCGCAGCGAGGAUGAAAUCUUUUCUAGGUGGAGGCACUAAUGAUGUAUUAGCAUCGGAUGAACCAAGCACAGCCGAUCUGGUAGAGUUUUUGUUGAGUUAUGCCCACACGACUAUUAAAUUUCCAGAGAACAUGCAAAUACACAGUAGAGUCGAAUCAUCUGUGAGGAAAUUGUUCAAUGAGUUGGCUAACUCUAAUGGAAGCUCUGUGGACUCUGUUGCAACAGCACAGUUUUCUGAAAGAUACAGGCAAGCACCAAAACCUUUUGAAAAGAAAGUGGAAAUGAAGAAAGGCGACUGGUUAUGCCCAGAGUGCAGUUUUAUGAACUUUGCUAAAAACUCGGAAUGUCUUCAGUGUGAUGAGCUUCGGCCAAAGAAAUUUGUAUCUGGUGAAUGGGAAUGUCCGCAAUGCAACUUCUUAAACUUUGGUAGGAAUGUGGUAUGCCUGAGGUGUGAUUGCAAGAAAUCAGGAGUCAACUCAUUCCUGAGCCCCACCUCUGUCUCAGGUUUGGGAGCUGAUAUCUCUGUGAAAGGUUAUUCUGAUGACAUAAUACCUGGGAGCGGAGAUGAGCAACAGUGGUUCACUAAGAUAGCUCAGUUGGAAUUAUCGUCUGAACUGAGAAGUUCUCUAGCAGAUGAAGAUUUUCCUGAGACCAUGAAGGCAGAGGAUAACAGGUAUUCUGCAAGCAAAGGAAACUUGGGUAUCGUUAACAAUUAUGGUCCUAAUGGUUUCGAAACAGCUAGUGCUGAGAAUAGCAUCAAUGUGAAAAUUAGCCAGAGUCUAGAUGAACUUGUAGGUGAAAAAUCUUCUCCUUCUGCAACGUCUACUUUUGUUUAUUCUCAAUAUGGGAAACACAGUGAGCCAAAGUCAGGGCUUGACACUUAUGCUCCAGUUGAACAACAGAUGCUGAAUGAAAAGUCUUCGAGACAGAGAGGAAAUAAAGAUUACAAAAGAGAAAAAGAUGAAAAAUCUGAACAAUGGUUUAAGAAGGUAGGUGAGCGACAAGCCGUAAAUAAAGACCUGCCAAGUGCUAUAUCUGAUGAUGACUUCCCAGAAAUCAUGCCAAUCCACAAAGCAGAAAAUCGGUUUGUUGUUAGUAAGAAGAAAGACCGUUCUUUGACCUCUCCGAUGUACAAGAGGCGUGUGGUGAUGGAGCAAGCGGGCAGUAAUUAUUAUGUCCCCUUUGUCCCUUUUCCACCUGGAUACUUUGCCAAUGAGAAAUCACGUGAGGGUUCAGAGUCAAUCCAUGCAAAUGAACAGACUGGUCCAAUGAGCUCAGAUGCCGGAGGGGCAGGAGAGAGAAAGGAAGGUAAAUACAGUGACCCAGUUUUUGAGGCAUCCAAUAAUGUGAAUCAAAAUCCAAAAUAUUUUGAAUCACAAUUCAGGUCACCUGAUGAUGAUUCAAAAUCUCAGAGCUUAAGCGAGAAUGCAAGUGUUGGACACUCUUGGAGAGAAAGGAGUUUGGAGGGAUCAGCCGUAAAGGAACCAGAUCUGCUGGACAUGUCUGAGGAAGCCAAGGCAGAGAGGUGGUUUCGGCGUGUUGCUCAGAUAAAAGACAUUUCAGAGCUGAGCCAGAUUCCUGAUGAGGAUUUCCCAUCUAUCAUGCCAAUGAGGAAAGGAGUGAACCGAUUUGUGGUGAGCAAGAGGAAAUCACCUUUGGAGAGACGGUUGACGUCCUCACAGUACCCGAGGAAUCUUCCUGUUGUGAAUUCUGAUUCUGUAAGGGAGGAAACAGACUCUGAUUAACUUUUUACUGAUGCAUGAGUCUGAUGAUGUCGAUGCAUACGUUAUUAGUAAGCUGGGAUGCAAUAGGCUGAAAGUCUUGCUGUCCAAAUCAUGGUUACUCCUAUAACGGAUUGUUAAUAAAUACUAGGCUAGAUGGAAACGUGAACUAGCUGGUGCUUGUGAGAUAUCAAAGGAAAUUAAGUUUGAAUUCCAAGCACUGAAUACGGUGAGAAUUGAUGAUGUGAAAAAGAUCACUUUCACAUUGUAAUUGUACUAUUCUACAGUUUUAGAAAGUACUUUCAGAUUAUAGCUUAAACUGUAGCUAAAACCAUCUUGCUAUUUUGUAUGUAGGAGAUUCUGAACAUUUAUUAUAGUGACUAAAGAAUUAUAUUGUC
Messenger RNA from Beta vulgaris subsp. vulgaris (sugar beet), 2681 nucleotides. RefSeq names its product zinc finger protein VAR3, chloroplastic. Gene Ontology annotation, cellular component: cytoplasm. The transcript has 5 exons. Lineage: Eukaryota; Viridiplantae; Streptophyta; Magnoliopsida; Caryophyllales; Amaranthaceae. The record is from RefSeq and is a predicted model, not a curated record. The coding region runs from base 88 to 2307 and encodes 739 amino acids. Gene Ontology annotation, molecular function: mRNA binding.